Pocillopora meandrina is the source of this 729-nucleotide messenger RNA. The record is from the annotation of a GenBank genome assembly. NCBI's taxonomy places the organism in Eukaryota, Metazoa, Cnidaria, Anthozoa, Scleractinia, Pocilloporidae.
AUGGCUUCUUUCUAUUUAUCUGUCAACUUUCUUGCUCUGGUUGUAUCGGCGAGUUCUGUGAAGACUUCAAAAGGUGUGGUCUUUCGUCCUUUUUGCUUUAUUUUCUUGAUAUCUACAUCGUCUUUUUGAGAAAGAGUAAGGCGAAACCAUUUUAAUUCGUCAUAUUCAUUUCUUUAUCAAACACAGGACAAACACCAAACGUAGGGUUUGUCUUCACCAAUUUCCUUGCUCACAAAGGCUACUAUUUGAACGUUACAACUGUUGGUACAGAACUGGUCCAAGACUCCUCUGAGUGCGCGUUCAAGUGUCUGGAGAAGGAUCCAUGUUUGUCCUUCAACCUGGCAGAUUUGGAUGAUAACAUUGACAAUCUGCUAUGUGAACUGCUUCCAUCUGACCAUUACACCCAUUCAGACAAGUUCAUCACCAACCAUCUUUGGUAUCACCACAGUAUUGCGGUAAAAUUCUUCUUCUUUUUCUACUUCAACUUAUUAUCACGUUUUAUUAUUAUCAUUAUUAUUAUUAUUAUUAUUAACUAAAUUCGGUUGCAAUCGUUCGAGCGAAUUUUAUUCAACUUUUCAACAUUAAUGUAUCUCUCUAUGACUUUAUCUUUACUUUUUUAUUCCUCGCAAGCCAUUUUUAAGUCGUUUUAUCGAUCCGUCAUCGUAAUUUGUUUAACUGGAUUUUAUUAAGGGAGUAAGUGAUUGAUUUUCUCGGUUUUAGUCUCCUUGA